Benincasa hispida (wax gourd) is the source of this 1339-nucleotide messenger RNA. RefSeq names its product rhomboid-like protein 20. Gene Ontology annotation, cellular component: membrane. Gene Ontology annotation, molecular function: serine-type endopeptidase activity; protein binding. NCBI's taxonomy places the organism in Eukaryota, Viridiplantae, Streptophyta, Magnoliopsida, Cucurbitales, Cucurbitaceae. The record is from RefSeq and is a predicted model, not a curated record.
UUUCCAACCGUAAGGGGAAAAAUGAAAAGAGAUCAAAUUGAAGUCCAAAGUUCCCAACAGACAACAAUCAAAAUCAAAAUCAAAUAGAGAAGCUUGUGACCGUCUGAGAGGAUCGUUGCUUCCUCUCUGAAGACGAUGAACGGCGGCCCGUCUGGUUUCAACAAUGCCCCCGUCACCCGGACCUUCAUCAUCGCCUCCGCUCUUUUCACCAUUUUCUUUGGGAUCCAAGGCCGUUCAAUUAAGCUUGGCUUGUCCUAUCAGGAUGUGAUUGUGAAGCUCCGAUUUUUGAAGCUAGUAAUGUCAGUUUUUGCGUUUUCAUCUACUCCCGAAUUGAUGUUUGGACUGUUUCUGCUAUAUUACUUCAGAGUAUUUGAAAGGCAGAUAGGUUCCAACAAAUACUCGGUCUUUAUUUUGUUCUCUAUAAUAACCUCCUUACUUUUUGAGGUCCUUGCGAUAGCAUUACUUAAAGAUCCUGCAGCGAAUCUAGUCACUUCUGGACCUUAUGGUCUUUUAUUUGCUUCCUUUGUACCCUUCUUCUUUGAUAUUCCUGUUUCAACUCGGUUCCGUGUAUUUGGACUUCGUUUCUCUGACAAGUCUUUCAUAUAUCUGGCUGGUCUUCAGCUCCUUCUGUCCUCGUGGAGAAGAUCUAUCUUACCAGGGAUAUGUGGAAUUCUUGCUGGUUCCUUAUAUCGUUUGAAUGUAUUUGGCAUCCGCAAGGCCAAGUUACCAGAGUUCAUCAGUUCAUUUUUUUCAAGACUUUCUUUGCCAUCUGUGGGGAAUCCUCCAGCAGCCCCAAAUAGAGAUGUUAGAGGAAACAUGCCAUCUUUCAUGAGCCGCCAGGUUGAGAGGAACUACCCUUCUGUGCCAACUGCUACAGAACCACCAGAAGACUCCAUUGCUACACUUGUUUCGAUGGGGUUCGACAGAAACUCUGCUAGACAGGCCCUUGUGCAGGCUAGAAACGACGUUAACAUUGCAACGAACAUACUUCUUGAAUCACAAUCGCACUAAUUUCAAGAAUUUUUUUAUGGGUAUAUGAAAACUUUGAUGAUGUCCCCAGGUCCGAGAACGACCAAAUUGAGAAUCCAGGGUUGAUGAAACUUGCUGACAACUGAGUUUUGAUGGUUGGAGGAACUCACCAGGCUGUUUUUGUUAACUCUUUUCAGGUUUCCUUUUUGUUCCUCUACUGUAGCUAUCAAAUUUUCAUGUUACUUGAUGUUUGAUUACACAACAUUGCUUAGUUUGUACGUAUUAAGAUAAGCUGGUAGAAAUGGAAUAUGCAGAAUUCUCUUGUUCUGUGAUAUCAAUCUAUAAAAAUUGCAUAUUCUUACAGAAGUUU